Molecule: messenger RNA, 1331 nt
Organism: Leptomonas pyrrhocoris
Lineage: Eukaryota; Euglenozoa; Kinetoplastea; Trypanosomatida; Trypanosomatidae
Product: surface antigen-like protein
Exons: 1
Coding region: 474-1331 (285 amino acids)
Molecular function (GO): protein binding
Source: RefSeq, a predicted model, not a curated record
AGACGCGCACGUGUUUUUGUUGUUGUCGUGACUCCUCGCAUUAAUCUAACAUCUCAUACGUAUUGCCUCCUCUCUCUUACUGUGUGUGUUCCCCGCCCCCGCCCCCCUCGCAAGCCGUUGCCAUUCGGGACUGCAGAAGCCAAAGACAGAAUUAAAAGCACACAGCAGUGUAUCUCCCACCCUUCUCCACCCACUUCGAAACUGUCCACAGAGAGAGAGAGAGACAACUGACCAGCACACUACACGCAAUUUUUUCUCCUCUUGUUUUUUCUUCUUUAACUACCCCGAAAAAAGUUUAUCCCCAUUUUAUCUCUUUCUCCUUGAUUUUAUUUUUUUUUCUUCAUUGAUAUUACUGUCAUUCAUCGGUCGUCUAUUCCUUCCUUCUUACUAUUCAGUAGAGUUUGACCUGCAAAAGGAAAAAUCAAAAAGGCUUACACCAAUCCACACCGAGGCGAAGGGUGAAGAAGAAAACAAUGCUGCCCAGUCUCCGUCGUUUGACUCUCGCGGCUGCGCUGACGUUGGUGGGGCUGCUGUGCACCUCCGCCCCUGUCAGCGUCGCAGCCGCGCUCACGCCGGCGCAGCAAACAAACACGCUCGCCUUCCUGCAGCUCAUGGCGUCUUCCAUUCCUGGUCUUUCGUCGUCGUGGACGGGCUCGGACUGGUGCUCGUGGACCUACGUGAGCUGCGCAGCGGAGUCCAACAUUACCCUCCUCAUCGACGGCGCGAACUUCUCCGGUUCCCUGCCGGCGCUGACGCCGAACGUCACCGGCGCCAACGUCGCCCUUCACACCAUCGCGCUCAUGAACAUGAACAUCACGAGCGGCUUCCCGGCGAGCUGGGCGGCCCUCUCGGCACUGAAGGUGCUCAAUCUGCGCAACAUGAACGUCUUUGGCUCCCUCCCGCGGGAGUGGAACGCGAUAGCGGGUCUCACCUCGCUCUCCCUCGUCAACACCAGCGCCUGCGGCGGCCUGCCAGACUGGACCUUCCCCGCCAUGGAGAAUCUGGACCUCAGUUCCAACUACCUGCGCGGCACUCUGCCCAAGAUAUGGGGCGCCAUGCGUCGUCUGCAAUUUCUCAACAUCAGCUACAACUAUCUGUGCGGGUGUAUACCAGAGACGUGGGAGCCAGACGUGCUGCAGUAUGCUGCGAUUCGCUCGCUCGGCUACUACGCCACCGACCCGAAGUGUCGCAACACGCCAGCGUGUCUCGCCGUGCAGGGGUGCUCGCGAGUGGUGCCGAACUACGGCGAUGUCGUCGCCACCCCCACCUGCAUUGUUGUAGCGGCCCUGACGCUGGCCGCGGUGGUGGCGGCGGCGCUCUUUGCGCCGUAG